Messenger RNA from Rhododendron vialii, 2790 nucleotides. Its product is annotated as probable hexosyltransferase MUCI70. The coding region runs from base 769 to 2433 and encodes 554 amino acids. The record is from RefSeq and is a predicted model, not a curated record. The transcript has 10 exons. Lineage: Eukaryota; Viridiplantae; Streptophyta; Magnoliopsida; Ericales; Ericaceae.
GCUUAUGAGCAGAAGAGAGUAAAGAACCCAAACCAUGAUACGAGAGCUGGUGAUCGUCCAACAGAAAGUUGGACUGAACCAAUCCUCAGACACAAUCAUUAUACUUUGACCUUCCUCACGCCAUCAAGAUAUCAAAGUCUUCCACCGAAUACACCUUUAUAUCGAACUUUACUUUAACCCAUAUUGCUACCUUGAUGUUAAUUAGCUCUCCAAAAUCCUCCACGCUCCAUGAAAUAUUGUUAAACACUAGAUCGUUCCUUGCCAACCAUAGAGACCAAGUUGUGGCAUGGAAUGUUGUUUCCCAUUGAUGUUUCUCCAAAAUAAAACAAAUAGAAUCCCAUGCCCAGUUGCAUUUGUUUUGGCAAGAUAAGAUAGAAUCCGAGUUGGGUUUUGGGUUUAAGACUUGGUAGCAGUGUCUUCCUUUUCUUUAUUUUUUGGUUGAUAGGAAAAGGUUUCGUUUUUUUGCCGCAAGAGGUAUUCUUUACUCUUUAGUGCCCAAUUUGCAUUUACUUCUUUUGCAAUACAGAUAAUUUUAAUUGGGUUUUGAGUUCACUUGGUGGCAGUGUUCCUUGCCCAUCAUAUUGGAUUGGUUCAUUGGAAACUGAGGGGUGCCUCUAACUUUGGGGCCAAUUGGUGAGCUGGGUUUUCAUUUCGAGGUGAAUUUAGAAGGAUUAAGUAUACAGUUUGGUGUUGAUAAGAGGAGGGGGGAAGAGGAGAUGAGAUGAGAGAGAGAGCUGAGGAGGGAUUGGGGAGACAACAGUGACAACAAUGUCAUCGGGUAUUCGUAAUUCAGGAAGCAAUGGAUCAUUGCAACAGUUUCAUCUGUUGGCGAUGUUGGCGAUUCAGACCGCGCCUCCCUUAUCUGCCCGUAAGGCUUUUUCUAAGAUGUCCAAAGAGAAGGAGAGUUUGUUCCAUUGGAUCUGUAAAUUCACCGGCUGCAAGAAGGUUGGAAUGCUGCUCUUGUGUCUUGUCUCUGCUGCAGUUUUUGGAUGGGUUUUGUAUGUUGGCAAAGGUGAAGAUUCUCAAGAACGCGACCGUAUCGAGAGCAUUAGACUUGACAAUACCUUGAGCUUUCCUGGAUCAUUGCCCACACAUAUGGAGCAAAAUAAUGAUAAUGGCAUCAUUUCAUCUACACAGAAUUAUGUGGAAAGUAAUCAAAGUAGAUUGCAACCUCCUGCAUUUUUUACAGGAUACACUCUUCCUCCAGGGAAUCCAUGUGAAACUUUCACAUUGCCUCCCCCUCCAGCAGAUAAAAAAAGGACUGGACUUCGUCCAUGUCGAGUAUGUUAUCUACCGGUUGAAGAAGCAAUUGCGCUAAUGCCAAAUUCCCCAUCAUUUUCUCCCGUACUCAAACAGUUAACCUAUAUUCAUGAAGAAAAUCUAAGUAGAAGUGAGUUUGGAGGGUCAGAAUUUGGUGGAUAUCCAUCUCUGUUGCAAAGGAAUGAUUCUUAUGAUAUACGAGAGUCAAUGAAUGUGCAUUGCGGAUUUGUCAGAGGAAUUAAGCCUGGACGUCAAACAGGAUUUGAUAUUGAUGAUUCUGACCUCCUUGAAAUGGAGCAGUGUCGUGGGAUUGUUGUUGCCUCUGCAAUUUUUGGAGCCUAUGAUUUGGUACGACAACCAAAAAGUAUUAGUGAAGCUGCCAAGGAGAAUGUUUGCUUCUUUAUGUUUGUGGAUGAAGAAACGGAACUAUUUCUGAGACAUUCUAGUCGGCUGGAUAACAACAAGAAGCUUGGAUUGUGGAGAACUGUUGUUGUGUAUAACCUUCCUUAUACUGAUCCUAGACGCAAUGGGAAGAUUCCGAAGCUUCUACUGCAUAGGCUUUUUCCCAAUGUCCGCUUUUCUCUCUGGAUUGAUGGAAAACUUCGGCUAGUUGUGGAUCCAUAUCAAAUCCUUGAAAGGUUCUUGUGGAGAAAAAAUGCCAGUUUUGCAAUAUCCAGGCACUUUACACGCUUUGAUGUGUUUCUGGAAGCACAGGCUAAUAAGGUUGCUGGGAAGUAUGAUAGUGCCUCUAUUGACUUCCAGACUGAAUUUUACAAGAUGGAGGGUCUAACCCCAUACUCUAAGGCCAAGCUUCCCAUUACAAGUGAUGUUCCUGAAGGAUGUGUGAUAAUAAGAGAGCAUAGUCCUAUCUCCAACCUCUUUACUUGUCUUUGGUUCAACGAAGUUGACCGUUUUACUUCCAGAGACCAGAUUAGUUUUGCUAUUGUAAGGGACAAGAUUGCGUCAAAGACAAAUUGGACUAUCAAUAUGUUCUGGGGUUGCGAGAGACGGAACUUUGUAGUUCUGGGGCAUCAUAGAAAUGUUCACUGGGCUCCUCCUCCUCCUGGUUCUUCAGCUAUCGUUCAUCCCCCACCACCUUUUGUUGAUCAAACACCAAAUAAGACGACACCCGAGAUUUCUACAGAAGUUAUUUUAAGUCCUCCAAUUAAGUAAAUCCUGGCAAAGCGGGGUAAAGAAAAGAAAUCCAGUUCCAAGCGUCACCGCAAGGUUGCUGCGGGCAGUAGGGAAAUCAGUUCCACAAAAGAUUUUUGUUUUAGGCAAAUUUACAGUUAUUUUCCUUCCCUAUUUAAAAUCAUACUAUGGGGCUGGGAAUAUAGGCAGGAUGAGAGCUUGGUAGUUGUGUUUCUACACAACAUAUCUCUUCUUUUUGCAAUUUUUUGUUUUUUUGGUUUAUUAAAAGCUACACAACAUACCUCAUUUGAGGGAGCCCAUUUUCGUUUUUUACAGGAGUUUAUUGUAUUGGACCUUGGUUAUUAAUGAAAAUAUUGGUUUUACUUUGUCCUUGAUAAA